AAAGCGCAACACCUAAUGGAUAGCGGUUCAAUGCUACCAGAAUGUUUCCGAUGUGAACAAUGAGGGUCUCUGUCGAUGGACAAAGAAAGUAGAGGUAGCUUUGACACCUGGAGUUCCAGAAUGGUUUCUGGGGUUGAGUUUCGGUGCAAAGUAAAGGUUCCCACCAUCCCUAACCUGCCGACAUUAAAUGAAAUUUCGUCAUCGACUUUUGAGUAUGACUUUUUACACGAAAAGCAAGUUAUUGCUGAUUAUGAUGAGUAUUUCAACGCGAAGAAAAAUUUAAACGAAACACUUUCCACAUCAUUGUGUGCAAUUCCACAAGGUCAAUCAAAUCCAUUACAGGAAAGCAAUAAACAGGGCAUCGAAUUGCCACGCAGUUUUCAUUUCUCUGAUCCCCAGUCACGUUCUUCAUAUAAUUCGUGUCCAGCUUCGGUUAUUGGAACACCUCCACCUGCUGCUAGUCAUCUUGUUUCCGGGAAAAUUUUGGAACCUAGCAUAAUAGAUAGUGGAGCUUCUAGCCAACUGUGUAAAUCAGAGCAGAUGAAGAUUUCGAAUAAUAACCCUGAAUGUUCUAGUUCAGAGUUAAUUCAUAUGAAACCGGACUCUUCUACAAUUUCCACAAUUUGCACAUACUUAAAAGAUUUUGAUAUCCAACCUGACGACCCAUUCACUAUGACUGAACUUAAAACAAUAAAUGAACUUGAGGAACUUAAGGAAAUUUUAAUGCAUGACUCCAUUUCUAGUUCCUGUCAACCACAACCUUAUCAUUCGACAACUAAUGAUAUAAUAAGUAAUGAUAGUGAAGGUUCAUCUGUCACCAACUGUUCGAAUACUCACUCCGUAAAUUCAGAAAAAUUGAGUUAUUCUCCUUUUUCUAGUUCAGAAAACAAACACCAAACUUGCAAAUUUCCAGAAACAACUAAUUCAUUUCAAAACAAUUCUUGUUUCAUAAGUAAUCAUAUAAGUGAUCAUCAAGUUCAAAGACGUGCACAAGAUGUAGCUAUCUCAAAUGGCCUUCAUAAUUCAUCUGGAUUUGGUAAUGCACCUACAAGAUUUAUAAAAUUGUCUAAGCCAUUUGUAAAUUCCUGUGUUCCAUAUAGCAUAAAGUCGAUUGCCUUCACCAAUCAACCUCAAGCCUUCGGUGGUGUCGCUGAACAAAACAGUCUUAUAAACACUGAAAAAUCUCAGGACGUAUUUCAAAUCUCUACUAUUGGUAUGAGAACACCUGAUCCACAUCAUUCCCAGAUAAAGCUUUUAGAAAGUUUGUUGUCAUGGGCAACAAAUUGUGGUUUUUCUCAUUCUCAUGCUCGUCGUCUUUUAGAAUUAGGAGUACAGAAAAGAGCCUUUACAUGUCAAAAUCUUGAACAGAACAAAUUAAUCUUAUUAAAUCUUCUUCAUACCUUCAACUCACUAUUGACAACUUUCUCAACUAAUCAAAAUUCUCAUAAGCUUAGUGAACAAUCAGCUCUUUUGAUUACAGUCACUCAUCCUAAUAAUCUAUUCAAGGCACAACAACUGGCCCGUUUAGUUAUUUAUCUAGAACAGAGAGGAUUCUCACAAGAUAUAGUCUCUCGCUAUAUACAAAAUCCUCAUUCCAUGGAAAACGAAGAAGUGACCAAACUUAUCAACGAUUUAACGACACUUACCAGUACUGUUCAUCAAGUCAAUCCUAUAAAUUUUCCAUCAUCAAAAUCACUUAGCAUGAAAUCCCCAGAAAAAUGAUUGAGAAGACUAUGGAAAGCAUUCUUUCAUUUUCUGAUGUUCAUUGUUUUCAAUGGAAUUUUUCUAAUAUCAAUCGUAUACUUUACUACUAAAGCUGUGAUCAUUAAAGCUUUUCAGAUUAUUUAACAGCUAAACAUUUCGUUUUCUUCCAUAUAAUAUUUGUACUACUUUCGUAUUAUAUUCCCAUUAUGUUUGUAGAUUAUAAAUAGUAAUGAUGAUAUAAGAACGACUCGUGUCAAUCAAUUCUUUUUAUCAGUUUGUCUUUGCCUUUUCUCAGGUUUGUAUCGAGUUCACAGUAAUCAAAACUAUGAGGCUCUAUGUGUUCACUCAUUUUCUCGAUUACAUAUAUGAAAUCUUUUGUAAUUAACUCACAACUAACUACCAGCUGGGAGUUGUUUGAUAUUUUCUUUUAAGAAUUAUUAUAUGUAUACAUAUAUAAGGUAUAUGUAAUUUCUAUUUUUAAAUAAUUCACAGAUGUUUAUUUUCAAGAAUAAACUUAUUCAAAUAUUUCCU
Schistosoma spindalis is the source of this 2235-nucleotide messenger RNA. The record is from the annotation of a GenBank genome assembly. Lineage: Eukaryota; Metazoa; Platyhelminthes; Trematoda; Strigeidida; Schistosomatidae.